UGAAGAUGGAGGUUCCUUCUCGUAUUGGUCAGAGGACGGAUGUAAUCAUCGGUACGCUUUGGUUGAAGGAAAACGGCUGGUGUUUAGGAAUCUUCCGCUACCUGAGGACAUCGGAUAUAACCGAGCGCGGGCGGUUACUGGCAUGAGGUUCUUUCCCAGGGAUGAGGUUGCGGUCCGUGUCCACUUCCCUGCUGCCUAUUCGUCGCUGGUGGAGAGACUUGAAGCAGAUUCGUUGCAGCGGCUUGAGGGGUUGAGUCUCGCCGAUAAGAAUCAUCUGUGUUUGGUGAGAGCGAUACCGUCCGUAACGCAGCAGCAGCUAUCCCAAAGGAUGUGUCGAUGUCGGUUGGUGUUCCAGAGGAUCGAUUCCGCCCGAUCCUGUAUAGGAGGCUGGACCCUAGUCGGCAAGUACCGACGGUGCCCAAGUUCCCUCCGGCGAUGCGACAGCAGACGAUGCAAAAUUCCGCUGGUCGCCUUAGGGUGUCGUCGCAUCGGUCCACCGGGGGGGCCUUUCAUCAACUUACGUUGGUUUGGGCAUUGGGCACCGGCAGCCGGCGGGAUCGAGGAAAGAUGACUGUUCGGUUCCAUCCCCGAACGGGAUGAAAAUAGGUGAGUUGGUUCCAAUGGGGUCGGUUGGAAAUAUCGAUACUUCAUCUCGUUUCUUCCAUUUUAGGUGCUGCCGGAUGUAUGUGAAGGAUGUCGGCUGAUUCAAGUCGGGUGCUGGUCCCUUAGUGCACAGGUCAGAAUCAGGUCGGGUCUGGAUUGAUUGUUGG
Armigeres subalbatus is the source of this 770-nucleotide messenger RNA. RefSeq lists its product as uncharacterized. NCBI's taxonomy places the organism in Eukaryota, Metazoa, Arthropoda, Insecta, Diptera, Culicidae. The record is from RefSeq and is a predicted model, not a curated record. The coding region runs from base 143 to 571 and encodes 142 amino acids. The transcript is spliced from 2 exons.